AUGCUUACUAUUGCUUUAUGGUCCACUUCUCGGUGGUUUCCUCUCACAAAGCUUCAAUUUCCUGCUGGUUUCUUGAAUUGGACUUCUCUGGAUUUGCAAAGACAUGCAACAUAUUCAAAACGCGAUAGAAGGAAACGCUGCCUCAAUUGGGGUAUCAAAUCGAUAAAAUGGGAUAAGCUUAGUCCAUCCGACAAAAGUGAAAGCAGAAAUGGUUCUCCUAGUAAAGAAAACAAAGCCCGAAUUAGGACAUCAAAUGCAACUUUAAUUUUGGCACCAGAUCUAAGAUAUGACGUUUGCUUCACUGUAUUGACGCAGGAAAAUAAUAACUUGAUAUUCGUGAGUACAGUUUUCUCAAUUUUUUGUUUACCUAUUCUAAAUUUAUCUGACUUUCACAGCACAUUUUUGGGCUUUUAUUCCUUUAAAGGUUUUGUAUUUAUUACAAAAGACACUUUAAUAACUUAUUGUGAUCCGACCUCAGUUUCAUUUAUAUUAUUUUUUCUGCGGUUGUUAACAUACUAA
Echinococcus granulosus is the source of this 519-nucleotide messenger RNA. RefSeq lists its product as hypothetical. Lineage: Eukaryota; Metazoa; Platyhelminthes; Cestoda; Cyclophyllidea; Taeniidae. The record is from RefSeq and is a predicted model, not a curated record. Bases 1 to 519 code for a protein of 172 amino acids. The transcript is spliced from 4 exons.